AUGUUGGCAAGCCGGGGAAGUCGUGAAACAACAACUCAGCGCUAUGCUGCGGUUGCGCCCCAUCGUCUCAUGGAGGCUGACGAUGAGGGGGCAGUGCGACGACGUAAGGAGACGUAA
Molecule: messenger RNA, 117 nt
Organism: Protopolystoma xenopodis
Lineage: Eukaryota; Metazoa; Platyhelminthes; Monogenea; Polystomatidea; Polystomatidae
Source: the annotation of a GenBank genome assembly